Molecule: messenger RNA, 921 nt
Organism: Aspergillus caelatus
Lineage: Eukaryota; Fungi; Ascomycota; Eurotiomycetes; Eurotiales; Aspergillaceae
Product: nmrA-like family protein
Exons: 2
Coding region: 1-921 (306 amino acids)
Source: RefSeq, a predicted model, not a curated record
AUGUCUCGAGCAGUGCUGGUUACAGGUGCCACUGGAAAUCAGGGUGGUAGUGUCGUUGAUGCCCUGUUCAAAGCGAACGCAGGCUUAGAGAUUCUUGCUCUUACUCGCAAGAAGAAUUCACCCAGAGCCCAGUCGCUUCGAGAGAAAUACCCCACGAUCAAGCUCGUGGAAGGUGAUCUAAGCGAUGUGCCGGGGAUCUUCAAGAACGCCAUGACGGUUGCCUCUCAAGGAAUCUGGGGUGUAUUCCUUGUGCCCGUCAUGGUCCCAACAAGAUCUAAGCACGAUGUCGAGGAGCAACAGUCCAAGGCUGUAAUCGAUGCAGCUGUCCAGAACAACGUCAAGCACUUCGUCUAUACCUCUGUGGACCGAGGCGGUGACGAUUCAAUCCACAACCCAACUGAUGUGCCUCAUUUCGCCACAAAGCACAACAUUGAGAAGUAUCUCCUAGACAAAACCCAAGUAUCUGGCAUGAACUACGUGAUCCUGCGCCCCACCUGCUUCUUCGACAACUUCACUCCUGGCUUCGCGGGUAAGCUCGUAAACACCUGCUGGAAAGUCGCCCUCAAGGAUAAGCCCUUGCAGCUAGUCGCAGUCAGUGAUAUCGGCUUUUUCGGUGCCCAGGCAUUCCUGCAUCCCGAAGAAUACACGGCGCGGUGCAUUUCCCUAGCCGGCGAUGAAAUCACAUUCGAGGAAAUGGCACGCAUAUACAAGGCUCGCACCGGCGAAGAUAUCCCAAUGACCUUUGGCUUUCUUGCUCACCUGCUUAUGUUCAUGGUCAAGGAUGUGGGUAAUAUGUACCGUUGGUUUUACAAAAACGGGUACAAGGCCGACAUUCAUAUGUUGAAGAAGGUGUAUCCCGAGCUGAAGGAUUUCGGCACCUGGUUAGAAAAGGAUACCAAAAUGAUUAAGAAGCCCUUUUGA